GUCGGCAUUAGGCUGGAUAGCUGGCUGGGGAUAUCUAAAUUUAAAUUAUACCGUUAUUUGGAUAAAAUGUGAUUCUCGGGAAUAGUGGAACGUUUGGAUUAUAAAUAUCUAACACAUCCAGCAGAAAUGGAUAAAAUAGAAGAACGAUUCCCAGGCCUUGAGGAGUACAUAGUAAAGGUCUUAUCGAAGGAACAGUUGUCCAAUUUUGCUGAGAAACGGCGCCAGUUCUAUGCUGAGUGCAUAGAAAAGUUGAAAUUACCAAACUCAAAACCACCGAGUCUUCCACCGAGAAAUGAAGGCAUCUCAUUUCCAUCAAGAACGUCCUCCGUUUCAUCCAUAUCAAAUGCAAAUUAUGAUGAUGUUAUCGUACCGGUUAAAAUACCCACGCCUACAAAAAAUAAAACCAAGAACAAACCCAACCAUAAACCACCGCCAGAACCAUCAAUGUAUUUUGAGUAUGAUAGCUUACAAGGAGAAUUAGGACUAGGCGGAGAUGAAAGAAUCAGCCCAUCGGACAACUUCUACGAAAUCCCCAACCCGAGUGGAGCAAAACCAGAGGCCUCAGUGGCCUGCAAGGAGAAUGGCAACUAUAUCGGUCUUGAUCUCAACUAUGCUUCAGUUCCAGGAACAAAUCAUAAAAAGUAUAGCGACACGUCAUAUGAGCCAAUGGAUGGCGACGAUCAGCCGGGUGGAAAUAAACAAAAGGUGAAGAAGAACAAGUCGAAACGUGCCAGCCUGGACGUACAAGACGGCGUCGGGAUUAAAAGCUUUCACAACAUUGUCAUAACGGGCGAAAUCUAUUACAAAAUGAAGACCCAGUGGAAGAAGCUUCGCUGGAGUGCGAUCACGGGCAACCGACUUGUAGGAUUCCUGAAGGAAAGAGAUGCUAAACAGACACUGGACGUGGUUCUGAACGGAUAUGAUAUGCUGUAUGUAGAUAGGGACGGAAAACGUAAUCAUGUGAUCAGGAUAUCGUGUCCGGGGUGCGAGACGUAUUUCAUAGGAUUCGAAACGAAGGAGAAGGCGGAUACUUGGCUUCAGCAUCUGAAUGCGGCAGCGGGCCAUGAUGCAGACGGUAGGAGUGUUGCCCUGACGUCAGACAGUGGCAUUAGUUGUGAUACUAGGUCCCCCAGUAUGGGAUACUCUAGUAGUGAGAGCGGUAGUGGUGAUGGCUUGUCUAACGUCUCAAAGAGUCCCAGUGUGCAGACAAGCAGUCCCAUACUACGGGGAGUAUCGACGGAUGACGCGUCGAAAGGCAAGAAAGGAAUUGGUGCUCAAUUAACAGAAUUUUUAGGAACAUUUGGGAAGAAAAAAGGCAAAAAGGCGUAUAAGAUGGCGGUAGAUUUAGCAGAAUUAUCAAAUUCUAUAGAUGCAGACGUAGAAUUAUCAGGCCUAUUAAAUGUUCAAAUUCCGAGUCUAGAUAAAGAAUGGCACAAGCGAUGGUGUCAGAUCAGACGUAACCACAUGGAGGUGUACCACAUCAACGAGCUCGGCCACCCUGACGAUAACUGCUUGUACUCCAUCCUCCUGCAUGGCUGUGAUAUACGCACCGACCAGCCUGAUGCCAGCCUCACUUUCAAGAUUGUAGAUACUGCAGAAAGAAUAAUAUGCGAGGCACCGUCAGUGCUGGACCAGAGCGACUGGGUGAAGACGUUGAUGAAGGAGACCGGCUCUGGGAACCUUGUUGGAGGCAUGGAAUAUUGCUAUAUCGACGAGAGGUUCAACAGCCGGGAAGAUCGCUUUGAACCGAAUUCGGAGGAUUUGAUACAAGAGGACGACUAUGACGAUGUUUAUAUCAGCCCCUUUAUGAAUGAGAAAGGGGAGGAGAAGAGUUUAGCUGUGGAAGUCGAGGAGAUCCUCAGUGCGGCCCAGAAACGUCUCUCCCUCAGUGGCAACACAGUACGCUCAGCCUCCCCUACCGUCAAAGACAAAACCAACGACAAAUCCACCAAGCAUAUCAUAUCAACCACGUCGACCAAGAGUUUCACGUCCUGCAAAUACGAAUCAAAGACAGACAAAGGCUCGAGUCAGAUCACUGUGACAACGACCUCCACAUCGUUGUGCGGUCCUGAUGACCGGCCAGGAUUCAGCACAUCAUUAGAUAAUAAUUCUCGAUCGCCCUCAUCUGUGGAUUAUAACUCGACCAGGGCGUCGUCCGGGGAUUUGAAUUCAUACCGGAUGUCUUCUUCAGACUUUAAUUCCACUAGAGCGCCAUCUAUCAGUUCUAUAUCUUCUUCCUCUUCGUCAAAUACGAAUACAAGCUCCAACGUUGUGCCUUGCUCCGCUGGCAGGACCAUAGACCAGGAUAAGGAAUUGUUUAAGAAUUUAACGCAGGAUCAAACGUACCUCAGUAAGGUUCGUGCUCAAAAGAAGACUCCACAUGAGAAAGUGCGGGAGAGUAUUGCAAAAUUGAAGACUAAGUUAGAAAGAUUAAAAGCGAAAAGGGCAAGUAUUAGGAACCAAAAAGCUCAAGCCGAAACCUUCCUCGAGCAACGACGGUUGGAAGGCGAAUUCCGUGCGGUCGACACAGAAUACAAGCGGAUAGAUAAUGAGAUUGCCAACCUGGAGAAACAGCUGGGACAGGCACCCAUCAGUAUUGCAGUUUUACAGCAACAAAAAGAGGAAGAAGCAGCGGCAGAUCAGGGACCAGACAGCGGGUCAAGUUCACCGAGGGCAGGUAGAAGUAGUGUAUUAGAACGACUAAAGCAAUUUGAAGCCUUACAACGAGACAAAUGAGAAACAAGAAAUCUAUAGACAAGAAACAGAUGCCUUUGAUAAUUAUUAUCCGAGGGACAUUAAAUCAGCCUUAUGAGUGGAUAUUGACUUAAUUCAGAUUUUAGUUGCAGGACGUUUUAACACCUUUUUGUAUGCAGUACUAUUCGAGGAUUGUACAUUCAUAUCUACUUUAAAACAUUAGUCAUGCUGUAAAUUUUGCGUGUAGACCCAAGAGGCCUUGGAUUCUGAUUGGCCACGCCUCUGGAUUAUUUCACGAACUUGGAUUCUUGCAGGCUGUAUACCUCACUCGGACAUUCAAAUUCAAGUUCUGAAUGCUCACCAAUCGAUGAAUAGCCAUAGACUUUUGAGACUUUGAAGGACAAUCUAAUUUUGCAUCAUCCGUGAAGGACAUUUGAAAACUAUUCUUCUGGAGCAUUAGGAGGUGACUGUCUGUGAUGUCAUGCUGGCUUUCGCCUUACAGGACUCCAUCACUUUGUCAUAUUCAAUGCUGCAAUCAGAGAGGAUGAAUGGUUUCACUGCAUUAUUCCACGGGUAAUUAUGACAAAUUAUGAAUCUCUCCUGACUUUUAGUUUUCUGUAUUGGCAGAAAGUAAAGUGAAUUAUAAAUUGAUAAGCUGACUCGACAGUUACCUUAAAGAGGCAAAUGCUGUGUUUUCUGACAUACUUUGUAUGGCUUAGGUAAAUCUCUACUUAAUACUAGAUAUUGGGGGUUUGGAGUCACUUUUCUUAAGAGUCAUUAUUUGAAUGGGUCAUUCCAACACCCUGCUACAACCUGAAGACUCCCAAGGGAUGGGGUGCAUGUGCUUGACAGUGGCUUCUUCAGACCGGUGUCGAUUGCAAUUUGUAUUGAAUUCCAUGUAUCCCAUGUAAAAGGGUUUGAAUGGAAGAAACAUUGUAUUAAAAUCGGUCAAUUCGGAGGCUGCUAUGAAAGCACAACACAGAAAAAUCACUACAAUUUGAAUCAAGAAACUUUCCUUUCCAUGUGGUAUGUCUUUUUAUGAAUUGAUGCAACCAUGGGAGAAAUUAGGGAAAGAGUUGUCAAUUUUCUUUCGGUAAACGUUGUUGUCAAUUGGAAGUAUGGAUCAGUCAUUGUAAAUAUUUAACUUAUGGAUUGAUUUAAUACUUGCAUAGACCUUGUUUUGUAAGUAUCAUGAUGAAACUAGCACUGUACUGUAAAGCUUAUAGUGAUAAACAUUGCUUCGUUUUGUGAAAACGUGUGUUUUGUUCGAAAGGAGACAGUAAACCGCUUUGUUUUCGCGACCCAUAUAUUUUUAUAAUUGGGUCAGUAAUUACAUGAGCCACAUGAUAAUAACUGAGCCAAAUGUGAGGGUUUUUAAUCAUUUGAAAAUCCAUCUAUAAUCGUAGAAAUAAUGGGUGUGAAAUCUGAAGAGCAUAAUUAUUUUCACUAAAAUUUAGUGCCGCGAAAAAAUAGUGGUUUAGAUAUUAUGACAGGGUUAUUGCACACUGAACAUGUGACUAUUAUCUCAUAAUGUGCUUCAGUUCAAGUUUUGUUAUUCAGUUAUAUUAAAUAUUGACUUGACACCAAAAUCAAAUUAGGUUUAUUUUAAGUGCAGAAGAUUUGAUAACUUGUUUUAGAUGAUGAUUUUCAACUUUGAAAGAAAUGACCUUCUUUCAUUCAUGUCUGGAAGAAGACGUCAUCUGGACGUGUCCCCAUUAACCACAUUGGGUUUGACAUCAGAAUGUGUUGACAAAGUGUCCCUGAUGUGACGUUAUCAUACAUUGCCUUGUGGUUCUUUGUGCCAAAAAUGGAGGCGUCAAAAUUUGUCGUUAUUGACUCGAUCUGUGAUUUGUCUUGAUUGGGCUCUGGUGCAAUUAAAAUCGUUUUGAGGGAAAAUUUGUAACAUUUGUUCAGUCUGAAGUAUCCCUGUCCUGAGAUCUGAUGUAAUUGUGCCAUACAGUGCAAAUGAUUGUAAAAGACUGGCAUAAAAUGUGUGGAAAACAUUUCUUAUGUAUAAAAUUUGUAACAUGUGACUCACUCUACCAAAACUAGGCGCUUGUCGCAUCUGAACUUGACAGGUUGAUACGGACUUGUUGUUCAUUUCCCUAUUGUAGACCUUUUGUGAAAUCUAUUACAAACUGAUUUGGUCACAUUUCACAAAAGGUCUACAA
Lineus longissimus is the source of this 4865-nucleotide messenger RNA. Its product is annotated as actin filament-associated protein 1-like 2. The record is from RefSeq and is a predicted model, not a curated record. NCBI's taxonomy places the organism in Eukaryota, Metazoa, Nemertea, Pilidiophora, Heteronemertea, Lineidae. Gene Ontology annotation, cellular component: cytosol. The coding region runs from base 127 to 2736 and encodes 869 amino acids. Gene Ontology annotation, molecular function: SH3 domain binding. The transcript has 19 exons.